AUGGCUGGCCUCUCCUCCACCCUCCUCGUGGCACUCCUCGCUGCUGUCCACUUCUUGGUCCGCUUGCUACACUCCUUCCUGUGGGUCCCAUGCCCCAUGUUCUCUGGCAGCGUAGCCAACUACCGGGUCGUACUUGCCGCCACCCGAUCCACACCCCUCGCCUCCUUCCACCAGUACAGGGAGUGGUCGGCACUGUACGAUCGGUCGUUCAUGUAUUGGUUCGGGCCCCACCCGCGGCUGAUGGUCUCCGACCCAGAGCUCAUGAAGGUCACACUGACCGACUCCACGGGGGCCUUUGAUAAGGCUGGUACUGGAGGCAACAACCCACUCGCCUGGCAGCUCAUCGGCGAUGAAGUUUUUGAAGGCACCGAUGCAGAGGUGUGCAAUCCAUCAAGGUUUGCAUAUGGCAAUAGCUAUCACCUUGGUGGGUACUUCCCCAUUGGGAUCGGCCCUACAAUCUGUGUUGGCCAGAAUCUUGCAAUGGUUGAGGCCAAGGUGGCACUUGCAAUGACCCUUCAGCGAUUUGCAUUUGUCGUCUUUCCAUCUUAUGUUCAUUCUCCAAUGAUAAUGUUCACCCUUCAAACCCAGUAUGGUGUUGUUGAUGGCAAGAUUUGGCAUCUAUAA
Molecule: messenger RNA, 624 nt
Organism: Phragmites australis (common reed)
Lineage: Eukaryota; Viridiplantae; Streptophyta; Magnoliopsida; Poales; Poaceae
Product: cytochrome P450 714C2-like
Exons: 2
Coding region: 1-624 (207 amino acids)
Molecular function (GO): iron ion binding; heme binding; oxidoreductase activity, acting on paired donors, with incorporation or reduction of molecular oxygen
Source: RefSeq, a predicted model, not a curated record